Messenger RNA from Linum trigynum, 1339 nucleotides. The record is from the annotation of a GenBank genome assembly. Lineage: Eukaryota; Viridiplantae; Streptophyta; Magnoliopsida; Malpighiales; Linaceae.
CGAACUCCGUCAGAAAGCCAAUCAGCGAAGAAACAGAAAGACAGAAGGAAUGGCGUCUAGGGUUGCUCUGAAGGUUGGCGGCAAGGGGAAGAACAGCGGCAAGGGAGGGCGAGGCGGCGAGGGGAAAUCAAGGACGGAGUGCUUGAAGGAGUGGACGGAUUGGAGCCUGCACAAGGCCAAAGUCAUCGCUCACUAUGGCUUCAUCCCUCUCAUCAUCGUGAUCGGCAUGAACUCCGAUCCCAAGCCGCAGCUCUACCAGCUCCUCAGCCCUGUUUGAUCUUUGAUACUCUCUUCGCAUCUUAUGGAUCAUCCCAUCCCAAGCUUCCUCGCCUGUUAGGUUUUCGCUAUCCCUAUUUGUCGAAAUCGACUUUUCGUUUGAGUUUCAAUUAGGGUUUUCCAUAAAAGUUUUGAUUCCGAACUAAUUAGCAAAGAGAUCGUCUGUAUGUGACUGCUUUGUUUAUGUAAUGUUGUUUGCUCGCUCGAAUGGGAUGGAUCCGUGCCAGUCACCCUGCAAUUCGUACACUUUGGUUUGUCUACUCCUGCUUGCUUUUGUUGUUUGAAGCUCAAUAAUACUUGUUGGCUGACAGCACCCUGCAAAUCAGCCCUUUAUUUGUUACUUUGUGCUAAAUGUUGAACCCUAGAAAUGGAGGAUUACCUUUCAGUGGUGAUUUUGAUUUGUGGUGCUCUCUAUGAUUCACAUGUCAGUCAGUGUGUGUUUGUCGAGUAGGAAAGCUGGUUGAGCCGAGAGUUGAGACUCGUUUUCUCCAGCCUCUUCCGCUGCUGCUAUCUAUAUAUGUCAUACAACUAACUCUUUCUGGAGGCUGCCGCAAUGGCAACAGCAUCCCAUUUGGCUAUAGACAGCCGGUCACAUCUUCCGUGAACUCGUAUCUCACGUCGGCCCUGAAUUUCUGCCAGCGAGAUCGACCCCAACUGUAGUGCUGCUAUUCCUCCAGAAGGGAUGUAUAGUAUUGUACCAAAUAAUGAUUCACCCUUGUAUUUUCCUGUGGCGUUUCGUCGGCCAUACCAACUCCGACGAGUUGGAGGAUCAGGCUGCUGAUGUUAUUUCCCCCGGUGUAUCAGAGUACGGGACACUUAACUGGACAGCCUCAAGUGACCUUAGUUUCCCACCCUUGGUACUAUUUGUGGCAAACAUCUCUUUCCACCAUGGUAAUGGUUCUAUCGUUACUUCUCUGGUAAAAGUCACUCACCAAGAAGAGGUAAAAACUUGUAGCAAGAAAAGGCGAUUACAAAAAGUUUAUUUCAAAAGAUGUAGUGAAUUCCAUUAUGGUAUAUAAGAACUAUCGUAGUUUGUUUAUGCAAAUGAAAUACAGAAUCAAGU